AUGGAAAAUCCAUGCACAGGAGAGGAGGGAAAUGAUUUUAUAAGUAUAGACACAAUUGUAAGUAAAUAUGAAUUAUUUUUAAGUAAUGGAUUAGGAUAUGAUGAGUUAAAUACAUUUAUAGAGAACUUUAUAUAUCAAUAUAAUUCUCUUGAUGAGUGUGAGACAAAAUUAAUUGAAAUAAUUAAAAAGUGUGAUAAUUAUAAAUGUAAAAUAUUUAAAAAUAAAUACUUACUUAUAACAAAUAUUAUAAAACAAAUAUGCCACACUGAAUUAAUACCAAUAAUAUAUAAUGAAAUAUUACAAGAGAAAAAUGAAGAAGAUCAAUCAUUUUAUUUAAGUAGAGAUGAUUUUAAAUUGUUAGAGAGUAAAAAAGAGUCAGAUGAUAAUUUUAAAAAAAUAUGUGAAAGAGUAUAUAAAAAAUAUAUAUUAGUAUUUAUAAAAAUUUUAUAUUAUUCUUCAAAUAUUUCAUCUAAUUUACAUAAUAAUUUAAUAAAUUCUUUGUCAUAUAUUUGUAUAUUAAUAUCAAAAUAUUAUUCUUUUAAUAGCCCUAAUGAAAAAUUUUCAGAGCUUAUUUAUAGAAUAUUUUGGAAUUAUUUUUCCAAAAAUUUUGAUAUUAUUAAUGAAAAUUCAAUUUUUUUAAAUAAUGAAGAAAGUGAUAUAUCUUCAUCUUCUUCGUCUAGUUAUUCUGAGCUUUACUCUGAAAAUCCAUAUAUCGAUUUUGAAAGUAAUAAUAGUAAAAUUGCUGACACCAAUAAAUGUGAAUUUGAUGACAAUAAAAAAAAUGAAGCUACACACGAUUUAAAUGUUUCUCCUGAAAAAGAACAUACUGAAGAAAGAAAGAAAAAAAGAAAAAAAGAAAAAAAAGAUGAUUUAAAAAAUGAAAGUGGUGGUACUAAUGAGGUGAAUCAAAAUGUGGAAGAAUCUGCUGAUACCAAUAAAAUACAGAAUGAUGAAAAAGAGAAAAAAAAAAAACGAAAAAAAAAAAGAAAAGACAAACAAAAUAUAGAAAAUAAUUCUAACAAUAUAAAUUCAAACUUGAACAAUGAAAAUGAUGAAGAAAAUAAAAUAAACAAUAGUACCAACAUAGAUGAUAAAGAUCUGCAAAAGGAACAAAUAGAAGCCCCAACUAGUGAUAAAGCUAGCCCAAUUUGUUCUGAAACAGCAUCAAUUACACAGGGAGUAAAUAAUUUACUACCUACAAAAAAAAAACAAAGAAAUAUAAAUAAAGUUAAAAGUAAUGAGGAAAAUAGUGAUAUAAAUAGUUUGAAAAAUUGGGAUACAUUAAUAAAGCUUGAUAAAAAAAAUGUUAAUAAUCUAACGACGAUAUUCAAUUUAAACAACGGAAUAAUACCAAUAGAAGAAUUGAAGGAAAAUGAUAAAAUAGUUAGCAUAAAUAAAAAUAAAGAUAUUCAUAAAAAAUUCGAUAUUAAUAAUGAAAAUGUUAUGUUUGUUAAUAUAAUUUUAAAUGUUUAUAUUAAUUUAUUUAAUAUAAAAAAAAAAAAAAAAAUUAUUUUUUACGAUGAUAAUAAAAUACAAUAUAAAGAAUUUCUUUUACACAAUAUUGAGAUAAUAAUUAACCAAAUGAAAAAUAUGAUAAUUAAAAUAAGAAAUAAUUUAGAUGGAUCUAUUAUUUAUUUUUUAAGAUUAAUAUUUUUGCUUAUCUUAUUUUUAAACAAGCAAGCUAAAAAAUAUUCAAAAAAUAACAUAACAGAUAAGAAUAAUAGCAAUAAUUCUUAUAAUUAUAAUAAUGAUAUAGAUAAAAAAAACCAAACACAUAAUAUGAUAGAUCGUAAAAAGCAGGAAAAUAACAAUAAUAGUCCCUCUAUUUCCAGUUUAAAUAAUACAAAUUUAUCUAACUCCAUUGGUGAUUCACAUUAUUUAACAUUUAGCAAAAAAAGAGAAAUGACAGAAGAAAGUAUAGAACAACGAGAAUAUUUUAAUGGCAAUUUUAAAGGUAUAAAUAGCGCUAGUAGUGAUAUAGUUUUAAACUCAGAUGAUAAUAAUAUGUUUGUAAAAAGUUUUGAUCCUAUUUAUAAUAUAGGGGAUAUUAAAAAAGACUUUAGUAGAAAACAAAAUAAUGUUAAUCAAAUUUUUGGUAAAAACAGUUUUAUACUAAACGAUGAAAAUAGUUCAAUACUUGAAAAUCAAAGUGUAAGCAAAAAUAAUAAUCUUAGCAUGAAUAAUAAUAAUUAUAGGAUGUCAAACGAUUAUAGCUAUAUAAAUUUGAAUGACCGAAAUGGUGAUUACUCCGAUUAUGGGAACAGCAAUAGGUUAUCUAACUAUAAUGGAAUGCCAAAUGAAAAUGUUUUAUAUAAUAAUAGUCGAGAUAAUUUAUAUAUAAAUUCUAAAGGACCUUAUGAGGAUUCUAAUUAUAAUAUGAAUGAAUAUAAUAAUAUAGAAAAAUUUUCUCCAGGAUUUAACACAAAUAUAUAUGGACGACAAAGUGUUGAUAUAAUGAAUAUGAGCAAAGAUAGAAGUACAAAUAUUUAUCAUAAUAAUUCUAGAAGCUUUAGUAAUGCUAUAUUUGGAAGAGAUACAAAUAUGAGUAAUAUCAAUCGGGGAAAUGGAUACUCACGCAGAUCUACAUCAAACUUGAAUGUUUCAAGAGGAGGAUCUUAUUUUUUAAAUAAUAUAAAAAAUGUAUAUCAAGGGCAUAAUAAUAACAAUUAUAGUCCCACUAUUAAUCAAAAUAUAGAUGUAGCAAAUUCAAAUUCUAUAAAUUCAAAUAAGGACGAUUGUGAUGUGAUAUGGAAUGGUGAUGAUAAUAUUAUAAAUUUUAAUUAUAUGCAAAAUAGUUUGAAAAAAAAAACAAAAUCUGAAACUAUACUUGAUUUAUUAAAUGAUAUAUAUGGAACAACAAAUAAUGCCAAUAAUGUAUAUCGAAAUGGAUAUAACAGUUUUAAUUCAAACUAUUAUGAUAAUAUUCAUAAUAUAGUAAGUAGCAAUUAUGAUAAUAAUAAUAAUGUACUCGAAAUUUUAGACACCCUUUUGAAAUGUGUAGAAAAUAAUUUUAACGAGACAAACAUUUUGAUCGUAAAUAAAAUAUUUUUGUGCAUGUUAAAAAGUUUAGAAUUUUGCAAUGAAUCAAAUAAAUAUAAAAUAUACAUAUUUAUAAUUAGUAAAAUUGAUAAAUUUAUUAAAAUACGAAGAUAUGGAGAUAAUAAUUCGACUUUAAAUAGUUAUAAUUGUUAUUUUUUGUUAAAUUUUAUAUUAAAUCUGUUUAAAAAUAACACCAAAAAAAAAAACAUUUGGUAUAUACUAUUUGAAAUCCAUGUUAAUAAAAUUCGAAAAAAAAAUUAUAUUAAAAUGAAUACAGCACAAUAUGAUGAAAAUAUAAAUACAGUAGAUAUUCCAUAUAACAAUAUGGGAUCUAAUAUUAUUGGAAAUGAAAAUGCUAGACGAAGCACCAAUAGUAUAAGUAUGAUAGUACCACCAAUGAUAAAGGGAAAACAAAUGAAUUUAAAUACAGCAAAAAAUGAAAUGAAUAUGUAUCAAAACGAAGUAAACAAUUCUAUUCAAAGAGGUAUUUAUAAUAAUACUGCACGAAAUGAUAGUAGCAAUUUAUCUUAUCUAGAAAAUGAAAAAGAUUUUAUAGAAAUGUGUGAUGGGAAAAAUUUUCUUUUAAAUAAUAUUAUAAACUUUUUAUUGGAAUGUUGUAUUAGUAAAGGUCCAGUAAUAAGAUAUACAAGUUUGAAAAUAUUUUAUAUGAAGACAAUAUUAUUAAUUGAAUUUUUAAAAAAUAAAAAAUUAAAUUAUGAAGAAAAAUUAUUAAAAAUAUAUAUAGCUAAAAAUAUUUAUCAAAAUUUUUUUUUAUGUAUAUUUAACACGUUAAAAGAGCAAGAUACAAAUAUAUUUAUUUAUAUAAAAUUUCGAAAUUUAUGUUUAAAUUUGUUAUAUAUUUGUUCAAAGUUAUUAUCAAAAAGGUUUUUAAAAGAAUUUUAUGAUAAGAUAAUUUGUCCUAACUUAUUUUGUAUCGAGCCAUUUUAUAAAAAUAAAGAAUCUGAAUUAAAUAGUAAACUAAAUUUAGAUGAAGAACAACUAAGAUAUAUAUAUUCUAUGUUCAUAAAAAAUUCAAAGGAUCACUAUUUAUUUUCAUAUAUUAUGUUAUUUAGAAAUCUAAAAAAUGUUAGUCUAAAUUAUAAAAUUUGUAAAAAUAUUAUUAACGUAUCUUUAGAAGAGCUUCAAGUUAUUUUGGAAAAUUUAGUUUUGAAAGAAAAAAAUCAAAAAAAAAAAAGUGUAACCCAAACAGAUCAAUCUAAUAGUACUAAAGAGAAAAAAGAAAGAAAGCGGAGAAUUAGUAAAAAUAAUGUGAAUGUAGAUGAGGAAAAUGCAAAUAAAGUUGUUGAAGAAAAUAACAUAAUAUAUGAAAAUGAAAGAAAAGAUGAAAUUGAUAAUUCAGAUAAACUUAAAAGUUUGGUUGAAAUACAAGAGAAUACACAUUUAAAAAAAAAAAAAGAACCACAUAAAAUAGAAUGUUUAAAUGUAAAUAAUAUAAAAAUAAGUGAUUUUUUAUAUAAUAGUAUAUUAGUAAAUAAAAUAACAAGUGAUAAAAAUAUAGAUCUAAAAGAAGAAAUUUUAAAAAAUGUUUAUUUUAUAAAUAUUUUUUAUUUUAUAGAAUUAAAAAAAUUAAAUUGUUAUGAUAAUAAUUUUAUUUAUUAUGUUUUAAAUUCAAUUUUUUGUUUUCUUAAUAUAUAUGUGAAUAGAUUUGCAUUUUGUCUUUAUUUCCUUAACGACACGGAUGAAUAUACAAACGACAUUGAUAGCUCAGUAGGUUCUUUUAUGGAAGAUACAAAAAUAAACAAUAAAAAUAUAAGUCAAAAAAAAGACACCAGAUUUUCUGAAGAAUUUAUCCUUGAAUUUUUGCCAUUACUAAAAAAUUCAUUAAUGGUUAUUUCACUAAUUGAAGAUAAUUUAAUUAAUAUAAAUAUUGACACAAUAUUGAAAAAAAAAAUAAAAGGAAAAGAGUUAACAAAUAUUAAAAAUUUUAAAAAACUUGUUAUUAUAGAAUUACAAAAAUUUUAUUUUGUUUUUAUAAAAAUAUUAAAAGUUGUACUAGUACUAAAUAAAAUAUAUGGAUAUUCUUUAACUCCAUUUGAGUAUUUUUUUUUUAAGCUAGUACAAUUUUUAGAUAAUGAGCUUAUUGAUAUGAACACAAAAUGUCAGGUCUUAAAAUUAAUAAAAUUUUUUUCAUAUAAAAAAAAAUUCAACGACACAAUACAUAGUAGAAUUACUCACUUUUAUUCAAAAAUAAAAUAUAAAAAAAAAAAAAUAUUCGAGCAUAUUUCUAAAAGAGAUUUUAAAAAUCAGGAAUAUAUUGAAUAUCCCACAAAGAGACCUAAUGAGCAAAAUAAAGAGGAUGACCCAAAUUAUCAAAAUGAGGAAAAAGAAAAAGUUAUUAAUUGCGUAUCUGUGAAGGUAAACAAAGGGAAUGAUAAUGAACAAAUUGAAACCGGAGAAAAUGAAAAAAAGAAAAGAAGAAGACGAAGUACAAAAUUAGCAAAUACAAAUGUAGAGAAAAAAAAUGUUAAAGAUGAAAUUAAAGUAGAAAAUUUAAAGGACGAAAACAUUCUUGAAACAAAUGAAAUGUGUAAUGAAGAAAAAGUAAAAAAUGACAUUGACGAGGCAAAUACUAUUUGUGAUAAUAAUAAUAAUGGGGUACCAAAUCGAGAAAUUAAAAAAAGAAAAAAUAGCACUAAACAGGAAGACGCUAAAGAGCAAGAACAGCAAGAUGGUACUACCCCGGGUAGCAAUAUAGAAAAUGUAGAAGGGGAUAACAAUAAUUGUAAAGAUGAUAAUAUUAAUGAUAACAUGACAAAUGAAGGCCAAGAUACAAAAAUGGCAUUAACAGAUAAUACAGAAGAAGAAACAAGACGAAGCAGGUAUGGAAGAAAAAGUGGUGUUAAUUCAAAAGAAAAAAAUUUUAGCACAUUAGUAGAGGAAGAAAAUGAACGUAAAAAAAAUGCAAAAAAAGCAAGUGUGGCUAGAGGGGGUGCAAAAGCAGGGGGAAGGAAAAGAAAUAACAAUAAAAAAAUAGCCACAGAAAAUAAUAGUGAUAUAAUUAAUAAUGAAAUUUCUAACGAAUUCAAUAAUAAAGAGAAUAUAGAAAAUGAGCAAAUCAAUAAUACAUGCGAAGAUUCUCAACAAGGAAAUAAUAUGUCUAUAUUAAUAAAAAAAAUAGAUACUGUAAAAGUUAAAGAGGAAGAUAAAUCAAGAGGUAGCCCAAGUAACAAAAAUAAAAAUUCAAGUCUUUACAAUAUUGGAAAUAGUGAAAAUGGUGAACAAGAAAAAUUAAUCAUAGAAAAACGAAACAACAAUAUUACACAUGCUAGUACAAAUGUAAGUUCAAGCCCUAAUUCUAAUAUUACUAAGGACUAUAAGUUGGAGAAUAGUUUUUAUGAAAGUAUUGAACUUUUUUUAUCAAGUAUUUUUAUUUUUGGAAAAAAUGAUAAAUUGAAAAAAAACGAUAUAUUUAUUGAUAAUUUAAAAAAAGUGCAAGAAUUAAUUGAAUUUUGUAAAAUGUAUAAUAUUGAAAAAGGGAUUGAAAAAAUUUUAAAAUAUUUAUUUUAUUAUUUAAGUAAAAUAAAAAGUAAAAAAAUAUAUAUUUAUAGUAUGAUCAAAUUAAUUAUAAAUUCAUUAUUAUAUGUACCAAUUUCAAAAAAUUCAGAUACCCCAUUUUUUUUUAUUUCUUUUUGUUAUUUAUUUAAAAAAGCUUCUAAAAAACAUUUUAAUCAAAUUAUUGUCCAAAAUUUUAUUAUCAUUUGUUCAGCAUAUGUUAAUAUAUUAAACAGAAUUUAUUCAAACCCCAAAAGGAUACACAAUAAUAAUAAUAAUAGUAAAUCCCUUAUACCCACUUAUAAUAUACAAAAGCAAACAAGUAAGGCCGAAUCGAAACAAAACAAAUCUAGUUUAAAUCAAGCGUCUGAAAAUAAUGUUAUUAAAGAAGGAAGUAAUAACAAUCCACAAAAUGAAAGCAAAGUGAAAAGCGCCAUCAUAUCUGCUAUGAAUUUUAUUACAUCAUUUACUUCUAAUAAUGAUGAGAAUAAUAAUAGUAUUAAAAAGAAGGGAGAAGGUAAAAAUACAAAAAAAGAUGACCAUAAAAAUUGUAACACAGAAAAUGAAGACAACACUUUCGAUAAUAAUAAUAAUGUAGAAAAGGAUAACCCUUGUGAUGUUUCAAGAAAUGAUAUAAGUUUAGCAAAUGAAAGUACAAAAAAAUGUGUUGGUGAUAAUGAAAACAAAAUAAUAAAUAUAUUAAACGGAAGUAAAGAUAAUAAAUCGAUAAAAGUUGAACAAUAUUUUUAUUUCCCAUCAACAAAAAGUGAAAAAAAAAAAAUAUCUGAUGAAUUACUAUUAAAUUUAAUAAAUUUAUAUAUAAAUUUUAUGUGCUCAUUUUAUUCUUAUUAUUUAACAUUAUAUGAAGAUAAUUAUAUUAUUAUGAAAAAUAUAUUAAUUAUAGGAAUAAAUAAAUUGUUAGAUAUAAAAAGAAGAGAGAAUAAAAAAUUGUCAUGCUAUAUUUUAUCAUUUAUAUAUAUUUUGAUUUGUCUCUUAUUAAAGGUGAAAAUAAAACAAGAAUUCAUAUUAACAUUAAGAAGUUCCAAAUUUAGUAAAACAAAAAAAAGUAGAAAAAUUAAAGACGCCAAAGUAAGACAAACAAGCCGAGGUACAUAUAAUAAUAAUUCAAAAUCUGGAAUAAAAGGGGAAGAUAGUAAUAAAUAUAUUGAUAAUAAAAAUUUUGAAAAUAGAUAUGGUAAUAAUAAAAAUGAAUCAGAUGAGAUGAAAAAAGUUAUAGUAAAAUAUUUAAUUAAUAUAAUUGAUGAAGAUAAAUGUAAAAAUGUCAAUUUAAGUAACUCAAAUAAAUUAAGCCAAAAUAUAAAAAAUAUAUUAAAUAAAAAUAGAUUUGAUGAUUUAGGGGGUUAUAAUUAUUUUCCAAGUCAAGUUUUUUAUAAAAAUAAAAUGGAUAGAAAUAUUGAAAAGAUAUUUCUUUCAAAAGAAAGGAAUAAAUUUAUUAUAACAUCAUCAUUAAAUAUUAAAAAAAAUAUAAAAAUUGUUAAUAAUAUUUAUGAUAAUUUUUCAUAUAAAUUUUUAUUUAUACUUUUGUCUGAACCUAUAGUAUCGGAAACAAAUAAUAAGACAAUGAUAAAUCGGGAUUUUAAAAAUGACAUGAAAAGCGAUCAAAAUUAUAUAAAAUAUAAUUUAUUAGAUUAUAUUAUAUAUUCUUGUUUUUAUGUUAUUUUUUCAAAAAUAAAAUUAGUGAGAAUUAAAAAAAUUAAUUACAAUAUUGAUAGAAAUAUGAGUAAAGAAAGAAAAAAUAAAAAAAGCCCCAAAUAUGAAAGCAACAACAAUAGUACAAAACAAUUUCAAAUGAAUUCCUAUAUUUAUAACACAAAACAAGAUUCGAUUUUUCAAUUUUAUUUAUCGAUUGAAAUAUUAAAUUUAAUUUUUCUUAAUAUUAAAUAUCUUCCUUUUAAUUCAAUUAAAUUAAUUAUAGACAUAUUUAUAAAUAGAGCAGUUUUAUCUUUAUGGAUAAAUGAUAGUACUAAUAAUAUUGCAGGGAACAAAUUUCAAAAUUUAUUUUAUAAUUUUUUUUGUGGAAUUUUUUAUUUACAAUCAUCAAAUACAUUUACAGAAUUACCUAACUUACUUUAUCAAUACAAUAAAACUGUUCACUUUUUACAGCUUGUAUCAUAUUCAAAAAUAUUUAUCAAAAAGGAUAUGCAAAUUAAUUCCAUCAUCUUAGAUAUAAUUAAUCAUUGCUUCCCUACAAUUAAUGAUGAAACUGACCAAAAUAAUUCCGGAAAACCAAAUGAUGAAAAAAAAAUAGUUGAAAUACCUCAGCGAAUAUUGCGAAGUAAAAAGGAAAAAAAGGUGUAG
Plasmodium vinckei vinckei is the source of this 8871-nucleotide messenger RNA. RefSeq names its product conserved Plasmodium protein, unknown function. The transcript has a single exon. The coding region runs from base 1 to 8871 and encodes 2956 amino acids. NCBI's taxonomy places the organism in Eukaryota, Apicomplexa, Aconoidasida, Haemosporida, Plasmodiidae. Gene Ontology annotation, cellular component: plasma membrane; cytosol. Gene Ontology annotation, molecular function: lipid binding. The record is from RefSeq and is a predicted model, not a curated record.